AUGGCUGGAGCUGGCAUGAGUGGCCAUGCCGCCUCCGCUUUGGACUACUACAGCACGGUGCUGAACAAGCUCAAGUGGUCCGUUCGGCGAUGGCGCAGGCCACCUUGGGCAGGGGCGGCGUUCGGCGAUGGCUGCGCACAAUGGCCAGCGCUCGUCAUGGGGGCAGUGCUCGAGAUGGUGAGGUUGACGCUCGAAGGGGAUGAGGAGAAGCUUAAAGUGCUUGAGGAUGAGAAAUCAAAUGGAAAUUGGUACAAGGAUUAA
Molecule: messenger RNA, 261 nt
Organism: Miscanthus lutarioriparius
Lineage: Eukaryota; Viridiplantae; Streptophyta; Magnoliopsida; Poales; Poaceae
Source: the annotation of a GenBank genome assembly